GAAGAAGCAGAUCGCGGAGAUGGAAUGCGUUUUUGGUCUUGUCGGCAACGACUUCGUGGUUGUGGCGGCCGAUACCUCGGCAGUGCACAGCAUCCUUGUACACAAGUCUAAUGAGGACAAGAUCAUGGUCCUCGAUUCUCACAAGCUCAUUGCCGCUAGUGGUGAGCCGGGAGACAGGGUUCAGUUCACGGAGUACAUACAGAAGAAUGUGGCGCUCUAUCAGUUCCGUAAUGGGAUCCCUUUGACCACUUCUGCUGCUGCUAAUUUCACUCGUGGUGAGCUCGCCACUGCUUUGCGCAAGAACCCAUACUUUGUGAACAUCCUUCUGGCUGGUUAUGACAAAGAAACAGGCCCAUCCCUCUACUAUAUUGAUUACAUUGCUUCACUCCACAAGGUUGAGAAGGGAGCCUUUGGUUAUGGCUCAUAUUUUUCGCUAUCAAUGAUGGACAGACACUUCCAUAGUGGGAUGUCAGUGGAAGAAGCAAUUGAUUUGGUUGAUAAAUGCAUUAUGGAAAUCAGAUCCAGACUGGUUGUGGCUCCUCCUAACUUUGUCAUAAAGAUCGUUGACAAGGAUGGAGCAAGAGAGUAUGCAUGGCGACAAUCAGUGGAGGACACACAAGCCCCUCCAGCUUCUGUUCACUGAUCAGUAGGUUUUUUUUUUUGUGGGGGCCCCUUGCACUUUCUUCUGCCCACUUAAGUUGUAAUGUGUUUGUGGUAUCCUGACAAAUCUCGGCCUUUGAAUACCUAAAAGGUGGAUCUUUUGUUAAUUCACGUCUAACCAGGACGAUUUACGACUUGAUGAGUGCAUCAAUUUCAUUUGCAUUGAGAAAUUUAGAUGAAUUGGGGUUGGUAUGUCCCGUUUGAUAUUGGAUGAGUUCUUGAAGAAAGUGGGAGAAGUAGGCUUUUGAAA
Messenger RNA from Neltuma alba, 910 nucleotides. RefSeq names its product proteasome subunit beta type-2-A. The record is from RefSeq and is a predicted model, not a curated record. Gene Ontology annotation, cellular component: proteasome core complex. Bases 20 to 643 code for a protein of 207 amino acids. Gene Ontology annotation, biological process: proteasomal protein catabolic process. Lineage: Eukaryota; Viridiplantae; Streptophyta; Magnoliopsida; Fabales; Fabaceae. The transcript is spliced from 3 exons.